Messenger RNA from Hirsutella rhossiliensis, 1278 nucleotides. RefSeq lists its product as uncharacterized. NCBI's taxonomy places the organism in Eukaryota, Fungi, Ascomycota, Sordariomycetes, Hypocreales, Ophiocordycipitaceae. The coding region runs from base 1 to 1278 and encodes 425 amino acids. The record is from RefSeq and is a predicted model, not a curated record. The transcript has 2 exons.
AUGCCGGAGCACUGGACCGAGCUUAGUGCGGCAAGGAAACAGAGACAGCUGUGCUCCGAAGAAAUCAGAGCGCUGAGGAGCUCAUGCGACCAAGCAUGCGGCAAGAAGCCGGUGACGGAAUGUCACAGCUGCUACGGGAAAUCUUUGGACCGGAUGCGACUGCGGUAUACCGAGAGCCAAGACCGCGAGUGGUUCACGCAGCGAAAGGCCUUUCUGCAUGAGCUCGAGGGACUGUUUCACGAUGCAAAAGAUGACAAGCGGAGCCUGGACUUCAUCGAGUCAAGGAUAGAGUCAGAAAAGGAAGCUUGGUACCGUUGGGUCUUGCGAAAAUACCCCGAGUUCAUCGCCGUGUCAGAUCAUGGCGCCAACCAGGACGAGUUGAGGGGUAUGCUUGACGACCCGGAUCGAUCGCGGCAAGAGCUGGUGACCAUGAUGCUGGAGGGGAUAGGAACUCCGGCAGACUGGCCGUCCAGCGUGGAUGCCCUUGCGGACAAGGCAGCUGCCAUCAAGGGUGAUGCGGCCGAGUUGAAGAAGCUGUACACGGCCCAGUUUUUUAUGAACCGCACUUCGGACCAAGUCCUUCAGAAUGCCAACAAGUACCUGGAGGAAUACAAGGCCAGCGAGAGCGUGACGCUCGAAGACAUUAUCGACCGGAUUGCUGCGGACAUGAAAGAAAGCAGGAACUCGCAGCCACAAAGAGACUACCACCAAAGACGGCUCGACGAGCUGCGAAGAGCAAAGACGGCGUUUGAGCAUGACAAGGCGCAGGCUAAGAGCCGAGCAUCUGGAAACCAAGCGUCUACUGCGAGCGAGAAACUUGGCAACCUGCCUCCUUGUCAUGUUUGCCAAAGGACCGUGGACCCUAGCGCCGUCCUCUCGUGCUGUUUAUGCCAAGUCGUCACGCAGAUGGGGGGCAGCGACAAGCUGACGGUCUAUUGCACGGAAGAGUGCCUUCUCAAGGGUCAUGAAGAACACGUCGCAGCAGCGCACGACUGCGCAGCGGGCGACGAAUGCACCCAGCUGCGCGACGAGGACGUGGAGAUGGAAGAUGGGACGUCCCAGACGGUGUCGUGCAAGGAGUGUCUGGACCAGAGGCGGAUAACGCUGUUCUGCUCCAGCCGAUGCGCGAGGGAAAACGUUGCUGAGCACAGGAAGAACUCACACGGGGUCAAGACAUCGACCGAAGAGUCCGAUGAAGCCGUGACGUCGAUGCAACAAGUGGUUGAGGCGACGCUGGCGAGGGAGAAUCCGGGGAUAGCCAUGACCCGGGUUGAAUAG